AUGGAUGCAAAGAACCCUAUUGAUUUUGAGUGUGGUCUGCCAGAGAUCCUGUUUGGGGAUGACAACUACCUGUACCUGUUUGUGGGUGAUGGAGGGGCGGCAGGAGACCCAGAAAACCGGUCCCAGAACAGGUCUCUACUUCUCGGGAAGGUGUUGAGGAUAGAUGUAGACCGUCAACCUCGCUGGAGUCCUUAUGGUAUCCCGCCAGACAAUCCAUUCGUGGAUCAGGAUGAAAUCCGACCGGAAAUAUAUGCCUACGGGGUCAGGAAUAUGUGGAGGUGCGGAAAAGAUCGGGGUGACUCGGUCACUGGUGAAGGCAAAGGGCGAAUAGUGUGUGGUGAUGUGGGACAGUCAGCUUUUGAGGAGCUGGAUCUGUUAAAGAAAGGAGCCAACUAUGGCUGGAAUGCCCUGGAAGGAAUGUCCUGCUUCAGGACCGAACUUUGUGACACGAUAGGGCCAGUGGAGGACCCUAUCCAUAAUUACCCUCAUUCCAUGGGCAAGUCAGUGACUGGUGGCCACUUCUAUCGCGGGUGUAACAGUCCAAACCUGAAUGGCUUCUACAUCUACGGGGACUUUAUGUCCGGUAAGCUGUGGCGACUGAUGGAGAAUCGUAUCACACAGGAGUGGGAAAACGUCGAGCUGCAAAUGUGUACCUCAAGUAUGUGUCGCCCUCCACUACAGUCAACCUACGAGACUAGCAUCAUAUCAUUUGGCGAGGAUGAGGAUGGUGAAGUAUACAUGGUGUCCACUUCCAAAGCCAGCUCUGCUUUACCCUACGGUAAAGUCUACCGUAUAGUGGAUCCUGCAAGGAGAGGCAACCCUGACAACUGUAGAUCUGCACGCCAUGGGAUGUACGACACUCAUCGUGUGAACACGACCCUGUACAGACAUGGAACCAGAACCUCAUCUAGAAUAAACCCGUCCCAAACAGGAAGGAGAUCUCGAACAUCACAAUCAAGAUCAAGAUCAAGGUCACGUUCAAGAUCAAGUUCAAGGUCAGGGUCACGUUCAAGAUCAAGGUCAAGAUACCAAAACAGAUCAAGAACACAAUCUAGACGGAGGCCACAACCUCCAAACCAAUCAAAAACAACAGAAACCCCCAUAAUGUCAACAACACAAAGAACUUCCAGGCCAACUCAUUCAAGGCCAGCAGUAUUACCAAGAAGAACAACAGAAACACCUGAAAGGUCAAGGUCAAGGACACAGACACCUCCUAGGUCAAGAACAGAAUUAUCUUCAACAAAAGGAUCAACAUCACAAAGAAAUCAGUCUAGAUAUACAUCUCCCUCCCAGUCAGCGCCGAGUCAAAUGGCUGAAGAUGUCGUGCAGAUUCAAGCCUCACAUGGACUACCACGAAGAUACACAUAUCAGUCAAGAAAAAAUAUCUCAAGUUCAUCCAGGAGGUCACAGGCCCAACAGCGGUCUAAAAAUAGAAGUAUCUCGAGGUCAUCUGGGAGGUCACAGCCACAACACCAGUCAAAAAAUAGAAGAAAUCACAAGUCCAACAUUGCCAUCAUUUCGCAUGAGAGGUUUUCUAUAGAAUCUCGUACAAUUUUUCGUAAGUUAUGUAAAUCAAGAAGAGGAAAUGCUUUUUGCCUGAAGUAUGGAUUUUAUUAAAUUAAAUAAUUGUAGAUUUGGACUGACUACGAGCUUCAGACCCACUAUUAUAGCUCCCGUUCAAUAGGACAGGGACCUUAGCUCUGAGCAAGUGUCAUCAUCCCUAGACAUGUUACUGAGGUCACCACAUCAACACAUAAUUAUAUAGUGAUUUAUAGAGUAAUGCCAUUUAACAUUAAAGGUCAUCAUUCUAGCCAUAAAUAGGACAGUGGAUAUUUUGUCACAUCAGCAGGGUGUUGAGCAGUACAACCAGCUGGAGAUUUUCAGGCAACAGCUUCUAAGCUACAUUCUACGAUAUUCAGAAUAGAUGUUUCUUAAAUGGAAUUUAUGUCUUUAAAUGAACAUAAAGGAGUGAUUGUACAGUAUAUGAUAAACGACUAUUACUAAUGUCAGAUUUCUCUACAGCUUUCCACUACUAGUUUAUCACUAUGCUACAGGGUUCAGAGAUGUGUGGUUAUCGAGUGAUUUUAAUAUGGUUGUAUGGUAGCAAUGCCAUGUUUGAAAAUGACAACAAUUAAAUGUUGUUUCAUGUUGUUUAUGAAUGUUUACAUUAUAUAAAUGGCAUGCAUUGUAUUUCUUACAUUUUAUAACAAUCAGUGAUAGACAAAUCAACUACAUUGCAGGGAUAAUCCUGGAGGGGGCCAUUGAUCCCUCAAACUGAAAUUGACCCAUCCAUGUUCCAAUUUUCUUUUAAUUCUACAUAGAUUGACCCCUCUUAAUUUUGAUACCGACUAAAAAUGGCUCAAAAUGGCUCGCUGCUCUCAAAUUCCAGGAUUAUUCCUGCAUUGCAUACCAUGCUAUUUACAUUGAACUAGGUUUUACUUAUUGUCAUAAGAGCUUUAAAACAUUUUAAUAGCAGUAAAUUAAACUCAUUUUAUUUUGAUAAAAAUAUAGUUAUAAGGGAAAACCAGAGAAUGUUUUGCAACUUACAUUACUUGUCUAUGUAACUGUUGCUGGCAUACUUUAUAUGUAUUCGGAUAUUUCUGCCUGAAAAGACAGUAAAGAUUUUUUUACU
Messenger RNA from Mizuhopecten yessoensis (Yesso scallop), 2632 nucleotides. Its product is annotated as HHIP-like protein 1. Lineage: Eukaryota; Metazoa; Mollusca; Bivalvia; Pectinida; Pectinidae. The coding region runs from base 1 to 1617 and encodes 538 amino acids. The record is from RefSeq and is a predicted model, not a curated record. The transcript is spliced from 9 exons.